UUUGUGCUGUUUUGCACUGGUAGAUAUAUAUAUAUAUGAUUGUGUUAAAGGUUUGUUAUUUAUUUUUUCACUUGUGUAUCACAAAAAUUAGUCAUCAUAGACUUCCUUCAAACUAUUAUGUCAGUUAUCGUAAUGAGUCUUGAAUUAAAAUGAACAGAUAUUGUGCUUGUUUAUUAUUUCUCCAUAUCUUUGUCAGUUUGAAAGUGUGAGAGUUUUCUCGAGACCUGUGAUCUGAGAUAAUGUGGUGCGUAUUAACACCAUUGCUUUUCACCUAUGUCAUUAUAUGGAAAUCCUGGAUUUUAGCAAUAGAUCCACCGAAAAGUGCACUGUCAAGAUCACAGGUGGUGUACCCAGUUCGUGUCGGACAGCUGUAUCACGAUCAUGAUAACACGUGGAGGCAAGACAGAAAACAGAAAAUGUAUUAUAGAUGGGAAGCUUUCAAUAAAAUAUUCAUUUUGAAUUUAGAACAAGAAAACAGUUUUAUAUCUCCCCACUUUUCUUUGCAAACUGUGGAUUCAUUAGUCGAAAACACUACAAUAUGGAUACAUCCACCUAUCGAACGAAGCUGUUACUACCAGGGUCGUGUUCAAGGUGAUAAACCAUCUAGGGUAUUUGUCAGUCUUUGCAAAGGAAUGUUAGGGUUACUUCAUACUUCAGAAGGAGAUUAUAGUAUCGAACCAGUUACCUACGUCCUAGAAUUUAAGGACCUCAAGGAUAUAGCACAUCGUAUGACACACCUAAGCUCAGCUCAGUCUUCUGAAGGGAAUCUCAGGAGCCCUAUAGAAAGGUGUCAUCUGAAAGAUUCUGCAAGCCCGAAAAAUAAACUAAAAAAGAACUACAAAAACGAGUACCUAAAAUCUGUUAAAAAGCAUCGUCUUCAGUUUAGAAACGCCACUAACGUUCGCACCAAACGCUCAGUGUCAGUUGAAAGAUAUGUUGAAGUUUUAGUGGCAGUGGACAGACUGAUGGCCAAUUUGUAUCGUGACAACUUGCGACAUUACGUCUUAACGCUAAUGUCAGCGGUUUCGAUGAUUUACAAGGAACCCAGCCUAGGAAAUGUGGUCAACAUUGUGGUAGUGAAGUUGGUUACUUUGAGUGACGAAGAGAACAAGGAUAUCAUCCACUCAAGUGCAUCCAAGACAUUGCGCAGCUUUUGUCGUUGGCAGCGGAUCAAUAACUAUGAAGACGAUAGUCAUCCUCAUCAUCAUGACACUGCUGUGCUACUCACAAGGGAAGAUUUGUGUCGAGUUACGAACUCCUGUGACACACUCGGUUUAGCUAAUCCUGGGAUGGCGUGUUCUCGAUACAGCAGUUGUGCCAUAGUUGAAGACAAUGGCCUCAGUGCAGCGUUUACAAUAGCCCACGAGCUAGGACAUGUACUUGGGAUUCCUCACGACGAUGAUUUGAAGUGCAAGAAGUACAGAGACCGUGGUCAACCUUUAAAUAUCAUGGCAAGGAUGUUAGACGACCACAGCUACCCAUGGGACUGGUCUCCAUGCAGUAAGAAAUACAUCAGUAAUUUUUUGGAAGAGUGGUGUAAGCGUGGUGAGUGCGUCCAGAUUGAUAAGCGUAGACAGGAAGCCAUACACGGUCAGUGGGGUGAGUGGCAAAGCUAUGGUCACUGCUCUAGAAAAUGCGGUGGUGGUAUACAAAGAUCAGUCAGGGAGUGUGAUAAUCCUAGGCCAACCAAUGGAGGAAGAUAUUGUUUAGGACAAAGAACCCGAUAUCUCUCUUGUAACACACAUGAAUGCCCAGUAGACACACCAGAAGCCCGUGUUGAACAGUGUGCUACUUUCAACGGAAAGACUAUGAAUUUUGUUGGCCUACCCUCUAACGUCAAGUGGACUCCUUAUUACCCAGAAACUCGAUCAGAAGCAUGCAAACUUUAUUGUCAAGUCACUGGGACUUCUCCUCAUUUUCUCUUGGAAGAUCGAGUUAUAGACGGAACAUCUUGUGAACUAGAUACAUUCGACGUGUGCGUAAACGGCGUAUGCCAGAGUGCAGGUUGUGACCGUGUAUUAAGUUCAAACAAAACAUUGGACCGCUGUGGAAUAUGUGGAGGUGAUAAUUCCACGUGCAAGACUGUACACGGACACUACAAUGAAUUUAAGUAUGGCUACAAUUCGGUUGUCAUGAUUCCUGCCGGAGCAAGUAACAUCGAAAUUCUUCAGCAUGGUUAUCAAAACACUCAUCAGGAUGACAACUAUUUAGCACUUAUGACAAGCAAUCAUGAAUAUCUCCUGAAUGGUAACUUUACUGUCAGUCCUUUCAAGAAAAUUAUUAAGUUUUACGGCACAAUACUGGAAUACAGCGGGUCUGUGGCAGUAACUGAGCGCAUCAACUCGUCCAAACCACUGAAGAGAGAGCUGUUUGUUCAGGUUCUCACUGUGGGAGAUGUUCGGCCGCCCAAUAUUCGAUUUCAGUACACUGUAUCACUACGAGAAAAAAAUAAGUAUACCUGGGAGCUAGAAAGGAAGUGGUCAGAUUGUUCCCGGGUGUGUGGAGGUGAAAUGUUUCGACUACCCAUUUGUAUAAGGAUUUUCGACAACCUCAAAGUUAACGAUAACCAUUGUGAUGUUACAAAGACGCCUUCUGCUCUAGUCAAAACUUGCAAUGACCAUUGUAAGAUCAGGUGGCGCAUUACUGCUUCAACAAUAUGUUCCGUUCGGUGUGGAUGGGGUACACAACAGCGAAUUGUAAAAUGUGUCCAAGAAUUUACCGAUGGCAAAACACAAGAAGUUAGCGAUGAAUUUUGUGAACAUCUUGAUACCAAACCAAGUGAUACAGAGAAAUGUGAAGGAAACUGUCCCAAGGCAGACUGGAUGUUUCAAAAGUGGUCUUCAUGUUCAAAAACCUGUGGAAGUGGUGAACAGAUCAGAAGCGCCAUCUGUGUAGGAUCUGAUGGAAAGAAACUGGAUGAAAGGCACUGUGAAAUUUCUGGAAAAAUUACAAGAAAGGAAUGUAACAUGGAUCCUUGUCCAGAGUGGAAAACUGGAGAUUGGACAAAGUGUUCUGUAACAUGUGGCAUGGGAGAAAAAUACCGUACCUACUGGUGCCAGUAUGAUGGUAAAUCUGUUAGUGAAACCUACUGUGAUCCUAAAAGAGUCCCCAAACGCAAAGAGAUUUGUAAGCAAACACACUGUCCUAAAUGGAAACACGGUAGCUGGAGCGCAUGUCACGUUACCUGUGGACAAGGUAUAAUGACACGGUAUGUAGGCUGCUUUCUUAUGGAGGGUAAACAAGUUGAAAAUAAAGACUGUGAUGAUAGUACUCGACCAGAGAAUGAGAAGAAGUGCAUGAUACCUGAAUGUCCGAAGAUGUUUCCAAAUUCUAGAAGAAUUAUGGAAAUUACACACAAUCGAGUUGAAGGGUUCUUCUGGAGAACAGGCCCCUGGGGAGUGUGUACACAAACUUGUGGAGGUGGUAUUCAGCGCCGCCAAGUUGCUUGUUACGAUGAACUGGAGGAAAUGAGUGACCAAUGUGAAUUGGGAAAGAAACCUAUAGAUGUAAUCCAGUGUAACGUAGAACAUUGUCCUGAUUGGUCAGCUGGUAAUUGGAAAGAGUGUAAUAAGCCUUGCGGUGGAGGAUUCCAAAACCGACUGGUUGCUUGUCGAAAUGGAAGAGGAAACAUUGUUUCUGAACAUAAAUGUGAGGUCUAUACUCGCCCUCCGGAUACCCAAGAAUGCAACACUGAGGACUGUCCACUUUACUUUAAUUAUCGCUGGUAUCUCGGCACUUGGAGCACGUGUUCCGUAACUUGUGGUCAAGGUAUCAGAAGACGAGAUAUUCGAUGCCUUGAUGGAUUGGAGCGGUCAGUAUCAAUAGAAAAUUGUCACGGACCAAGUCCUGAAAGAAUUACAGAAUGUUUCCAGUCUGUCUGUGCCGAAUGGAAGUUUUCCGAAUGGUCAGAGUGCUCAGCAACGUGUGGCCGAGGAAAACAGAUUCGUCGUGUCCGAUGCUUACAGAACAACGUAACAGUUAGUAAUACUGUUUGUGACAGGAUCACACCUAAAUCAGAAAUCCGUUCCUGCUUUAACAAACCAUGCGUUUUUAGAUGGAAAAAAGGACCAUGGAAUAAAUGUAGUGUGACAUGUGGCAGCGGGCAAAGACAGCGAGAAGUCAGCUGCUUGAACAGUAGAGGUGUCGUUGUGGUGGAUACACUAUGUGAAUCCAAGCGGAAGCCUAAGUCCGUACGAAGAUGUAAGAGGGUUCCACUAUGCCCGUUUUCCUGGAUACCUGAUGAAUGGACGCAGUGUUCCACUUCUUGUGGGCCCGGUAUCCAGACACGACAAGUAUACUGUCAUCGAGUGAACGCUUACGGAUGGAUUGAACCAGAAUCUUUAAAUGAAUUACUUCAUCAAAACAGCCCUUGGUGUGAUCUUGUAAAGAAGCCUAACACUUUAAGGAUUUGUAACUUAGGCAGCUGUGACAGCAGAGCAGUGUGGAAACCAUGGGCAUGGAAUCCGUGUCCUGUUUCUUGUGGUGUGGGGAAACAAAGACGACGAGUUUUUUGCUAUAACUUAGAAGGUAAACGAAUCUCUAAGAAAAUCUGUGAGCGCUCUUUGAGACCGAAGAGUAAACGUGCAUGUUCUGUUAGACCAUGUGCUGCUCUUAGCUGUCGAGACGUUCAAGAACAAAAGGGAAUAAAAGAAGAUGGAGAACAAGAUAUUUAUGUACGCGGAAAAUUGGUGAAAAUAUACUGCGCAAAAAUGAAUACUUCAAAACCCCAAGAAUAUAUAUCGUUACCUAGUGGAGAUAGCAAUAAUUAUUCUGAAGUGUACGAUAAAAGAUUACUGAGACCGGACACCUGCCCCUAUAAUGGUAUCAGACAUGAUUCUUGUCCAUGUGUAAAGGAACGUAGAAUAGGAUCAGGACUGACGACUUUCAGCAAGGUAGCAAUUAACAUCACAACUCUACAAGUUUUGUCGGACGAUUUCACCUUCAGUAAAACAUUACGUGGACACAGAGUUAGAUUUGGAGAAGCUGGGGACUGUUACAGUUUCAAGGAAUGCCCUCAGGGCCGUUUCUCUAUCAGCUUAAAGGGUACAGGUUUAGUCGUGUCAGAGGCCAUACAAUGGAAAAUGUACGGAACUAGACCCGCUGCCAGAAUACAAAGAUUAGAGAAAGGGCAAAUCGUACAAGGUAAAUGUGGUGGCUAUUGCGGUAAAUGUUCACCGGAUAUGAGUAGUGGCCUUCUUUUAGACAUAACUCCGCCAUGACCAAGGACUACAUUUACGAGCAAGAUAUCAAGUACUCUGAUAUUGGUCAGCAAGAUUCAAACUCAGUAUUCUUCUAUUAGCUUGCAGGUUCAUUUGUAAAUAGCUCAUCAGACAUACCUCAUUUAGCAUGUUGCCCUGUCUCCACGAUCUGUAACUUACAAGUUGAGAAACGUGCUGUGCUGUUUUCUUUCACAUGCGACUCCAGGAAAAAGGGCCUUACUAAUGCUGGUCUAUUAAGGAAAAUUUAUUAUCACAGUUUAUGUUUAUUUAACAGAAACGUAUAUUUGUUGAUGUUAGCAGAUGUUUUUUUUAAUAGUAUGAAAAAUGGAAAGUGUUAUUUUCAGGGAGCCCUAAAUAGUGAAAAUGCACUAUGCAAUGACAUAAGAAUUUGAACUGUAUAUGUAUUUUAAAAAAAUGAAAUUUAUGAUAUAUGAAACAAAUUUAUACGCACAUAGAUUGAAUACCGUACUCUAUUGGGUUUCAGAAAGGACAGAACCCCUUUUUACCCCCCCCUUCUCAUUUUUUUGGUGUCUGUUUUUUAUAUUUUUUUUUCAAGUAGUGGAAGUAUCCUCUCUUGUAGCUGACACUAAAUUAUCAUUUGUUGUUGUGGGUACAACUUGCUCGAGUUAUUUUUUUAUCUUAUAAUUUUUAGCUUCAUUAUACUCUCAAGGUGAGGUUUCGAUUAUGCAUGUUUCAUAAUAAACUAUUAAACAAAGUAUACAGAGUUCGUUUAUUUUUUUCAAAACUUUGCUAGAGAUACUUAACUUGCAAGUAACUUUUAUAGCAUAACCUCACACACAUUCUCAAGUUUUGAGGUAAUUCUGUGAGGUAAUUUUUGAAGUCCCAAAUCUUUUUGGUAUGUUCUAUGUAUAGAUUCUUAAGAACUUAACUCGCUUUUGCUUAUAACAAGAUAUAGAAUCAAAAUGGUGUUUUAAAAUUUGCGUUCUCUAUUUCUUAAAAAUGGUAGUUCAGCAUUAAAGUUUUUAUAAGCAAAUAAAUAUAUGUUUUUUCUUAUCGUCUGAAAGAAUAUGCAGUGUGUCACUCAAGUUGCAAAAGAACAUAAUAACCUCAAAAGAGGAUGCAGUUAGCCCAAGCAUUAUUUGGAACAAAGUAAACGAAAACAGGCAAAGUAUAUGAUUCCUAAUUUUGACGCCCAAAUAUGAUUGUAUUAGAAACUGGUAUUUGCUUGCAAAACCUUUGAGUCUUUGAGGAUUAUCAUAGGGCUUGUGUCUACCUCUCUAACCAUAAAUAUCUAUAUGUGCUUUUAAGGAAUUUAUUAUUUGAAUGUAUUCCUUUGCUAUUGAAUAUGAAAGUGUAGAUUAGAGAAAGAUAGCCAGAAAGUUUAAUUUUGUAUGGACUGAAAUAUUACAAGAUUUAAAUAUCCAGCUAACCGAAAAAAAACAAAAAAAAUAUCGAAUG
Molecule: messenger RNA, 6638 nt
Organism: Limulus polyphemus (Atlantic horseshoe crab)
Lineage: Eukaryota; Metazoa; Arthropoda; Merostomata; Xiphosura; Limulidae
Product: A disintegrin and metalloproteinase with thrombospondin motifs 9-like
Exons: 35
Coding region: 240-5219 (1659 amino acids)
Biological process (GO): proteolysis; extracellular matrix organization
Cellular component (GO): extracellular matrix
Molecular function (GO): metalloendopeptidase activity; zinc ion binding
Source: RefSeq, a predicted model, not a curated record